Molecule: messenger RNA, 936 nt
Organism: Puccinia triticina
Lineage: Eukaryota; Fungi; Basidiomycota; Pucciniomycetes; Pucciniales; Pucciniaceae
Exons: 4
Coding region: 1-936 (311 amino acids)
Source: RefSeq, a predicted model, not a curated record
AUGGUGAAAUUCCUCUUGAAAAUGUUCCAUCCGAACGUCUAUGCAAAUGGCGAGCUGUGUCUCGACAAACACCAAGUUCUGUCUUUUGCUCAGCGUCGUCGGCGCGGGCUCCGCAAUCAUCCAUUUCCAGGAACUGCUGUUUGGAUCAAUACUUCUGAUCUGGACAACGCUUAUUUAUCUGCUCAACAUCCAUUCCAAGAGGGAAGUGAUCCGGCGAGUUUGGGACGAGAGUCUUUGUGUGCUGUGAGUCUCAAUGCGUGUUCUGUUCUUGUGACGAUAUCUUACUCCAAUGGUUUUAGGAUUUUGGGCAUGCCCGAGUACCGGAUGGCCAAAGGGAAGCGCUUGCAAUGGUGGGAAGAGGUUCCGGGAGCGCCUUGUCUGGUCAAUUUUGAAGGAACUCAUGGGGAACGACUGGUUGAGAAUGUGCGACUAUUUGAGGGGCUUGGUGCGGAGAGGUACGGCCGAGCUGCAGGCCAAGCGGGCCACCGGGCAGACCCAAAAGCGCUCGCAAUACAGAGCGUUAUCCGGAGCGAGUUCACCGGGCCCGACUGUUUCUGGAAGCCGCAUAAUGCGGCUGAUCUCGUCGGCGUGACCACCUUCUUCGGCCGCGCCGAUGUCGUCCCGUUCCCGUUCACGGUGGUCUUCAAGUAUGACCAACGGCCCGUGGAUCCCGUCUGUAUCUCCACCCCCGCUGACCUGCGCGCAUCUGUUGCCCAGAACCAGAACACCCAGGUCCAGAUGCGGCGAAAGGUGCGUCUGGUCUUACGCGCACUAGAGAAUAAAAUCGUCUUUGCCCCGAUCUCGGUACCCUGGGAGGCCGUCCUGCAAGCUACCUCAAAGAAUAGACGAUGGCCAUGGUGGCUCCAGGGCGCGCGCUCGGACGUCCAGUUCCGUAGCGGAGUGCUGAGGAUCCAUCGGAACUGCCAGAACGAAUAG